Penicillium bovifimosum is the source of this 462-nucleotide messenger RNA. RefSeq names its product mitochondrial 54S ribosomal protein uL11m. Bases 1 to 462 code for a protein of 153 amino acids. Gene Ontology annotation, biological process: translation. Gene Ontology annotation, cellular component: mitochondrial large ribosomal subunit; ribosome. The transcript is spliced from 2 exons. The record is from RefSeq and is a predicted model, not a curated record. Gene Ontology annotation, molecular function: large ribosomal subunit rRNA binding; structural constituent of ribosome. NCBI's taxonomy places the organism in Eukaryota, Fungi, Ascomycota, Eurotiomycetes, Eurotiales, Aspergillaceae.
AUGGCACGAAACGCAUUGGCUAAAGAGCAAAUUGUCAAGCUCAUUGUCGGAGCUGGUCAAGCCAGUCCCAGUCCACCUGUUGGUCCGGCCCUGGGAAGUAAAGGUGUCAAGUCCAUGGACUUUUGCAAGGAAUUCAAUGCCCGCACAGCUCACAUCAACACCGGUGUCCCCAUUCCCGCCCGUGUCACCGUCCGCCCCGAUCGAUCCUUUUACUUUGACCUCCGCACCCCGACCACCACCUACCUCCUCCUCAACGCUGCCAACGUCGAACCCCGGAAGAACCGACUGCGUGGCGCGAUGAAUCCCGGCCAUGAAGUGUGUGGCCAGAUUUCCCUCAAGCACGUUUAUGAGAUCGCUCAAAUUAAGCACACCGAGACGCGGUUAUCAGGCUUGACCUUGGAGGGCUUGUGUAAGAGUGUCAUCUCUCAGGCCAAGUCCAUUGGUAUUCAGGUUAUUCCCUGA